This is a messenger RNA of Arachis duranensis, 1227 nucleotides long. RefSeq lists its product as uncharacterized. Gene Ontology annotation, molecular function: RNA-DNA hybrid ribonuclease activity; nucleic acid binding. NCBI's taxonomy places the organism in Eukaryota, Viridiplantae, Streptophyta, Magnoliopsida, Fabales, Fabaceae. Bases 1 to 1227 code for a protein of 408 amino acids. The transcript has a single exon. The record is from RefSeq and is a predicted model, not a curated record.
AUGAAAAGUCCGACUUGUCUAAAGGAGGUCCAACAAUUAAAUGGAAGGCUUUCCGCCCUUUCCAGAUUCCUGGCGGGAUCGGCACUAAGAUCCCUUCCACUAUUCUCCCUACUAAGAAAAAGAUGCCAGUUUGAAUGGACUUCGGAAUGCGAAGAAGCUUUCCAGGAGUUCAAAAAGUUCUUGAGCCAGCCUUUAAUCCUAACCCAACCCGUGGACGGGGAAGAGCUUGUCCUAUACCUGUCAGUAGCAGAUAGAGCUAUAGCAUCAGCUCUAAUAAGGGAAGAUGAGGUCGGGCAGUAUCUUAUGUACUUCACCAGCAAAGUUCUACAAGGCCCAGAACUAAAGUAUCAAAAACUUGAAAAGUUUGCAUACUCCUUAGUAGUAGCCUCACGCCGAUUACGGCCGUAUUUCCAAGCGCACACAAUAAAAGUCCGAACGAACCAGCCCAUGAAGCAGGUCCUCCAGAAGAUGGACAUUGCGGGCAGAAUGGUUCAAUGGGUAAUAGAACUCUUCGAGUUCGACUUGAAAUACGAAGCCCGAAUGGCAAUAAAAGCUCAAUACCUCACUGACUUCCUAGCGGAAUACGCGGGAGAUCAAGAGGAGAAAUCCACUACAUGGGAGUUAUAUGUAGAUGGGUCCUCCAAUAAAGUUGGAAGCGGGGCAGGCAUAAUAUUGGUCAGCGAAGGGGGAACGCAAAUUGAAGUUUCCCUCAAGUUCGAGUUCCCAGCUUCCAACAAUCAGGCAGAAUAUGAAGCCUUGAUUGCAGGGUUAAAGCUGGCAGAAGAAGUCGGUGCAACCAAAGUAAUGAUAUUCAGCGACUCUCAGGUGGUGACCUCCCAAAUAAAUGGGGAGUAUCAGGCCAAGGAUCCCAACAUGAAAAAGUACUUGGACAAAACCUUGGAGCACCUUAGGCGCUUUGAGGAGACCGAGGUAAAGCAUAUAACUCAGGACCUCAACAGCAGGGCAGAUGCCCUCUCCAAGCUAGCAAGUACCAAACCAGGAGAGAACAACAGAAGUCUGAUCCAAGAAACUCUCCCUGAACUCUCUGUGGCAAAAAAAGAGGCUAUUCAAAACAUCUUUGAAGUCACCGGGUUAGACCUCGGGUGGAUGAAGCCCUUAAUCGAAUACCUGAAAUUCGACAUACUCUCCAAAGAAGAAAAAGAGGCCAAGAAAAUUCGGAGGGAAGCACAAAACUAUAUAAAAGGGGGAUAUCAACAGCACUACUAA